UUCAUGGUCACGCUCAUAAGUCCUUUGCUUGCAAUGCAUGGACAAUGUCUGCUGCUGUGAGACUUAUGAUAAGAAUGCUGAUCACAAGGAUAACUCUAGCAGCCUUUGUGCUCUUCAUCCAAACAUCUCCAUGCUCAGCAUCAAAUGAUUCACCAUUCUCACUCACUAACAAGGCCACUGGCUUUUGUUUGCUGAAAAAAUCAAACCGCUGCCUUGACGUGCGCUGGACGACCGGUGAUCGGCUUUUUGUUACUGCCACCAGAAAGUGCCUGGGAGUGCAGGGCAAAAGUGUGGGGAGUGGAGUAAGCCUCUACGAUUGUGACGAAAAGAGUGAACUUCAAAAGUGGGAAUGCAAGAAUGAAACACUGCUUGCCCUCAAAGGCCAACAGCUCUACAUUGAAGUCAAACCUGAUGAAUCAAUUGCCCUCUCCAAAACAAUAGGACCCAAUAACCACCUCACGAUUACAGGGACAGCCAGCGGUGCUUGCACGAGAACAUACAGAGAAUUGUAUACCAUUGAUGGAAAUGCGUUCGGUAAGAUCUGCAUGUUUCCAUUCAUGUACAAAGACCGGUGGUUUGGAGACUGCACUACAUACGACUCCUCCGUGAAGCGUCUUUGGUGUGCAGUUGAAACUAAAUUUGAACAUGAGCAGUGGGGAUACUGCCCAACUUCUUCCGCAGAUUACUGGGAGAAAAACCAUGUAACAGGAGCUAGUUACCAGCUGAACACACAGUCAGUUCUGACUUGGCCCCAAGCUGCAGCCAGCUGCAAACAGCAAGGUGCUUCCCUGGUCAGUAUCACCGAUCCCAGUGAGCAGGCUAUUGUCUCAGCACUAUUGGGAUCAGGGAAACAUAAACUUUGGAUUGGGCUGGUCUUGAACCCUGAACAUGGCUGGCAGUGGUCUGAUGGGAAGCCCUUCCGUUACCUGAGAUGGAAUAGUGGAAAUCCACUUCCUAAUCCGGGACACAACUGUGCACUUCUUGACUCUGCUGGGCAGUACUCUUGGAUAAGUUCAUCCUGUGCCAAAAAACUGGGCUACAUCUGCUACAAAGAUGGGGCUCUACCACCUCCUCCACAAACUGAGCAAGGAUUUUGUUCAAGCCCUUGGAUUCCCUAUAAUGGCCACUGCUUCCACCUUCGUCGUGAUCCUCUUUCAUGGACUAAUGCUCAGAGAGAGUGCCGCAAAGAAGGAGGGGACCUUGUGGGCAUUCGCAACGUGGAGGAUCAAAGCUUUGUCAUCUCUCAACUUGGAUAUGCCUCCACUGAUGAGCUUUGGAUUGGGCUGAAUGACAAGAAGACAGAGGGGUUCUUUGAGUGGAGCGACCACUCUACUGUCAGCUUCACCAGCUGGGAAUUUGGGAAACCAACUGUCUCUACUGUUACAGACGACUGUGUUCUCAUCAGGGGAGAGCAGGGGAACUGGGCGGAUCGUGGGUGUGAUGAGAAACAUGGCUUUAUCUGUAUGAAGCAGAGUGAGACUGAAAGCACUGGAGAUGAAGUAGUUCUGGACCUAGGCUGCAAAGUUGGUUGGAAAAGACAUGGCUCCUACUGCUACUUUGUGGGGACAGAGACCAAAACGUUUGAUGAAGCUAAAGAUGACUGCAAGACCUCUGACUCGUACUUAGCUGAUGUUUCAAAUGGGGUGGAUAAUGCAUUCCUUGUCAGCUUGGUGGGGUUGAGACCGGAGGAAUAUUUCUGGCUGGGGCUCUCAAACCAGAAAAACAUUGAUGAAUUUGUGUGGACCAACACAGACUCAGUGAGAUUUACUCACUGGAACACUGAAAUGCCAGGUCAUCUACAGGGCUGCGUUGCCAUGAAAACUGGGAUUUUUGCCGGACUCUGGGAUCUGCUGCCCUGCACCAAAAAGGAGAAAUACAUCUGCAAGCACCUGGCAGAGGGGGCAGUUGUAACCUCUGCACCAGCAACUCUUACUCCUCCUAAGUGUCCAGAAGGCUGGAAUCGAGUGGGAACCAGAAACUUCUGCUCUAAGUUCUUUACAGGGCCUCGUGCAAAUGAGAAGACCUGGUUUGAAGCCAGGGAUUACUGUAGGGCCAUCGGAGGAGACCUACUCAGCAUCCAUGGUCCCACUGAGCUACUUGUGGGACGUCAUGGAAAAGCCUGGAUUGGACUUCAUAUCCCUGACUCAAGCUCUGGUUAUGUAUGGAGUGAUGGAUCCCCGGUAAACUUCCAACACUGGCAGGAGGGGGAGCCAAAUAAUUUUAAUAAUGCUGAAUCUUGUGCUGAAUUCCAAAUUAGAAAUGCCGAUGACAGUGGGUCUUGGAACGAUGCGCACUGUGAGAGUUACAAUGACUGGCUGUGUCAGAUUCGCGGAGGAGUGACUCCAAAACCACCUCCGAAUAAUACUGUGGUGGGCUUUAACACCACUUCCGAUGGUUGGAUUGAGUGGAAGGGGAAUCAGUAUUACAUUAACAGAAUCUCAAUGGCCAUGGAAGAUGCUCGUCACUUCUGUAAGCAGAGACACGGGGACUUGAUGACUAUCGACAGUGAAGCUGAAAAUAUCUUCAUAUGGAAACAGAUCUCCAGAAACUAUGGGACCUACUACAUAGGUUUGUCAGUGGAUCUUGAUGGGUCAUUUUGGUGGAUGGAUGGUUCUCCAGUGGCGUUUCGAAGAUGGGAUGAAAAUCAGCCUAAUUCUAAUACUUUUGAUGAGAACUGUGUUGCUAUGACUUACUAUAUGGGCUUCUGGCGUACUUGUAAUUGUGGCCAAGAGUACCAGAGUAUUUGUAAACGUGGAAGCUCACCACUCGUCAACACCACUGUAGCCCCCACAAAACCUCCUAAAGGUGGCUGCCAGCCCCCAUGGACAAAAUUUGACUCGAAGUGCUACAAUAUCAUCAGUGACAAGGGGACCACCUGGGAAGAAGCAAGGAAACAGUGCAAAAUGAUGGGAGGGAAUUUAGCCUCUAUUACCACAAGGCAUGUGCAAGCAUUUUUGAUCACCAAAAUGGCUGAAGCAGCAACCAAAGACCUGUGGAUUGGUUUGAAUAGUUUAAAACAAGAUGGAUUUUACUGGACUGAUGGAAAACCAAGGCGAUACACCAACUGGGGCUAUUCUAAACAACGACGUCGUCCAGGGACCUUUUACCAAAGAUGGAAUGAGGAAGACUGUGUUCUGAUGACCAGUAAUCCUACCCUUGGUAUCGGGAAAUGGAUGAUUAAGUCCUGCAACGACACCAAUGGAUUUGUUUGUCUUAAGAAACUUGACUCAAGUACCCAGUCUCAAACAGAGCCAACGGUUUCUGACCUCUACGUAAAUUUGGGAAAUGACAGCAUCAAGGCUGUGACUCAAAAUCUCACCUGGGAUGAUGCCAAGAAGAAGUGUGAAGGCGAAAAAGCCAGCUUGGCAAGCUUGCGGAAUGACUGGACACAGGCUUAUGUCGAGUUACUGGCUAUGACUCUCAAAGCUCCUCUCUGGAUUGGACUUAACAAACAGCAGACCAAUGGUUAUUAUAGAUACAUUGAUGGAUGGCACUUGAACUUUGCAACCUGGGCAGAGGGUGAACCAAGCAGGGACCGACCUUGUGUGUACAUGGAUGUGGAUGGAAAAUGGAGGACCGCAUUUUGCAAUCAGACCUUGAAUAGUGUUUGCAUGCAGUCUGCAGAUGUGCCACCAACAGAGUCAACCAGCUUCCCAGGAGUUUGCCCCGAAGAGACGAGUGCGGAGUACCACCAUAGUUACUCCUGGCUGCCAUUCAAGGGUCACUGCUAUAUGUUUAUCACAGAGGAAAUUGAAUGGGCAGAUGCAGCUACUAGCUGUGUGAGGCAUGGUGGACUGCUGGCCAGCAUUGAAGAUCCUGCUGAGCAAGCAUUCAUUAAAAGCAAUGUGGAAGUAUUUCAUGACGGCCACAGCGCUUUCUGGAUGGGCCUGUAUAAAACUCACAAAGGAACAUGGAAGUGGUUGGAUAACACAGUCUUGGACUACACUAACUGGGGUCCAGAAGGGCCUGAUAGUGACUAUGGAGAGAUUGGAACCGCAGAUGGGACUUGGAGUUCAGGUCGCAGGUGGCAUGACAGGGCAUACAUCUGUGAAACACCCAAAGUGAUACCAAUAGAUGCAGGAUUAAAACCUGAACCUCACGGACCAGGCGGUCAUCACAAUCGUGCCCACACGAGUUUGGUUGUUGUGCUGAUCAUUAUGAUCACUUCUACGCUGAUAGUCACUGCAUUCUUCCUCUACAAGAAGUCUCCUCGUCCUUUACCCACCUUUGACAAUCCACUCUACUUCGGCAGCGAACGAUCCCAGCCUGAUGUGGUUGACACCAAUAAACUGAUAGAGAAGGCAGAGGAAGAAAAUCCUGAACCUAUUAUAACUCUGUGAUUUAUAUAAUAGCAGAAUCUAGUGGGACAUACACUAUACUGUAUCACAUACUGAUUUAGUACACUUAUGCUUCUUUAGUGUUUGUUUUUUUACUAUAUACAAUAUAUAUUCAGUUAUUUAACAAUAUAUCAUUAAGCAUGAGUUUCAAUGAAGUUGGCAAUGUCUGACCUCAUGGAACAACAAUUUAGGCUCUACGAUGUCUCAAUGGGAAUGAUUUGUAUUUGAUUUUUUCUUUUAUCUACAACUGAAUGUAUAUAAUUGUUACAUGUUAUGCUUAUGCCCACUAGAUGAUAUUCAUUGCUUGAAAUGCGUCAAAAACUCAUUGCCUUUCAUUAUGAAAUGAACAUUAAACUUGGCACUUGACAAUUUA
Molecule: messenger RNA, 4710 nt
Organism: Thunnus maccoyii (southern bluefin tuna)
Lineage: Eukaryota; Metazoa; Chordata; Actinopteri; Scombriformes; Scombridae
Product: macrophage mannose receptor 1-like
Exons: 31
Coding region: 45-4340 (1431 amino acids)
Molecular function (GO): signaling receptor activity
Source: RefSeq, a predicted model, not a curated record